Messenger RNA from Desarmillaria tabescens, 1230 nucleotides. RefSeq lists its product as uncharacterized. The transcript is spliced from 5 exons. The record is from RefSeq and is a predicted model, not a curated record. Bases 91 to 789 code for a protein of 232 amino acids. NCBI's taxonomy places the organism in Eukaryota, Fungi, Basidiomycota, Agaricomycetes, Agaricales, Physalacriaceae.
GCAGUUGAUCGAGGAAGGCAAUCGGAACUUUGACUACAACCGCCAUCAAGAUAGUGCUACCUUACUGCCUGCCUAGCAAUACUCGUCGACAUGGAUUCUGCACACGCCAACGUUGUCAACGAUCUCAUCGAUAUCUUCUAUACAUGCCUUGGGGAGGAAAGUCCUGACGUUGCUUUCCCACCAUCCCUGCUUGCUAGUCUAGAGGAACCGAGCGGAACGAAGGCUCACAAAGUCUCCUGUGCAUCGACAUGUUCACAAAAAUCUCUGGAAGCUAUUGGAGUCCAUAUCUUUCAUGGCGGGCUCAGUCUCGCCAUUCUCAGUAGCGAUGGUCUUGCCCAGACGGUUCAUAGCAAACAAUUUCUCGUGAAACUCAAAGACGACGAGCGCCUGAUACCAGCCAUCAAAAACGUUUCGCUCAUGCUCUACCAUGGAAACCUAGAUCCGAUACAGCUCUUUUUCACUAUGGUUGGGUUACUCUACGUCAAGAAUGGCUGCGACUUCGUGAUGAAAUGGAUUCGGCGCCUGGUGAAGCCUGCACUGAGAAAUUUGAAUGAAUACGUUAAGGUGCUUCGGUUGCCACGAGAAGUGCCCACCCGAUCGUUACUCGCCAGCUAUACCUACAAAGCACAUCUUGAACUGUUCUGGCUAUCCACCUCCCAUCUCACAUAUCGAAAGCGGCUCUUGCAGAAAGCCCGCCUAUCUGCUACAGCAUCACUUGAACAGAUAGAAGAUGACAUGAAGAACUACCUAACUUCAACAGGCUUUCCAAAGCGGAGACGUCUUUGGUAAUCGAAUUCUGGACCUUGACAGCCUAAAACAACCUAUACUUGUCCUAGAUAUUUUGCACACUAUAAUUUCACUCUGGAUGGCUACUUGAUUCUCAUUAUGAAAUAUGUGUCUUCGCAAAGGCUGCAUUUCAGAUGGUCGCUUUAUUACCCGCUUAAGCAUGUUAUCGGCACUAAAUUCAGUUAUCAAGAAGGUGACAAUGAUCGAUCGAAAGUUCAACUUUGUCCUCAACUACUACUUAAGUACAACGUCGUCCCUCGGACCAGUGCGCCACGUCCCGCCUUGCUCUAUAUACGCCGCAACACACUUGGAAUUAUCCCAUUCGCCUACAUUGAAUAUCUAUCUCGCCAUCACGAUGGUUCGACAAUCUGAUACCUUACCUGAACUGGAUGUGUAUAUCCUUGAUGCGGUUCGCCAUUCGCUGCGCAGCUCGACACUCCCUCC